AUGAGCUGCUGCAGCUGUUUCCUCCCAUCAACUUUUUGUUUUAUGGAGGAUCUUGGUCUUCUUCUACUGUUUUCCUCUCUGAUUGUGUGUUUGUACUGCUGAUAAAACAUGGACACAUCCCAGCUCAGUGAUCCAGGUCUUGUGCGGGUAGUUUAGAUGUAAAAAGUCCCGUCCUUGAACCUGCACAGUCUGAGUGUAGCGCAGGUUGUAGAAGAUGUGCACAGAGUUCCAGUUUCCUGCAGCCGACUGGAUCCACACGCAGAUCAGACACCGGGGGAAAGUUUAUAACAGUUUCUAAAACCCGCUGGUCUCCGUCCGCUGGAGGACUCCUCGGUGAGGAGGAGGAGGAAGAAGAGGAGGAGGCUGGGCCGACAUGAGGCUGUGUAACCGGGGAGUGAUGAUGCUGCUGACCACGGCGGGGGCUUUCUGCGCCUUCAGUCUCAUGACCAUCGCCGUGGGCACCGACUACUGGCUGUACUCCCGCGGGAUGUGCCGCUCCAAGAGCCAGAACGACAACGAGACCGUCCGCAAGAACGAGGAGGUGUUGACCCACUCGGGUCUGUGGAGGACCUGCUGCACCGAGGGGACAUUUCGGGGCGUUUGCAAAGACAUUGAUCACUUUGCUGAAGAUGCAGACUACGAGCAGGAUGCUGCAGAGUAUUUACUGAGAGCAGUACGAGCCUCCAGCCUCUUUCCCAUCCUCAGUGUGGGAUUAUUAUUUCUCGGAGGUGUGUGUGUAGCUGCCAGCGAGUUCUACAAGUCACGUUACAAUGUCAUCCUCAGCGCUGGUAUACUCUUUGUCUCUGCAGGUCUCAGUAACAUUAUUGGCAUCAUCGUGUACAUAUCAGCCAACUCAGGUGACCCCAGCCAGAGCGACAACAAGAAGAGCUACUCCUAUGGCUGGUCUUUUUAUUUUGGAGCUCUUUCCUUCGUGCUGGCUGAGAUGGUGGGCGUCCUCGCAGUGCACGUGUUUAUAGAAAAACACAGACAGCUUCGCACUAAAGGCCGGCCGUCCCUCAUUAAGCCGGCCAUCUCCCGGAACUCGUCUUACUACCGCAACCGUUACUACCAGAACCGCGGCCGCCGAUACAGCUACAGGAGCAACCACAGCGGAGGGGAGUCGGCCUCACAAUCCUUUCGAGCCUCCAUGGUGCGAGACCGAGAGCCGUCCCUCUCAGCUGAAUCCAAAGUUUUGGCAGGUUUGCCAACACCAGUGACAGUGGGCUCAGAUUUCAUGCUCUACACCUUAACCUCGCCUCUCAAAGACGGUAAGAUUAACAUGGCUGUGGACGAUUUAACUUCUGCAGCUGCUCACAACAACACAGAGAUGCUGCCUGGAAACUGUGCUGCCAACAGAAGGACCACGCCAGUCUGACAGGACAGGAAGUGGGGGAGUAUAGACCUUCAAAGACUAAACAUAAGAGGAACUUCUGUGAAAGGAGAACGUUUAAUGAAAGGAAGUCCUCUCACUUUAUUGGUAAAGAAAGAGGAAAGACUUUGGGGACUGGAACAGGGCUGCAUUGACUAAUCUGUCAGAAAAUAGUGAAAAAAAUCACACAUUCCCAAAGCCCAAUGUAGCGUCUCCAAACUGCUUGUUUUAGUCCAAGACCCAAAGAUCUUCAAUUUAUAAAGCAACAAAAUGAAGCAAAACCUUGUGUUUGAGAAUCAAUGCAUAUUUUUAUGCUUUUUGUAUGUUUUUCUGCUAUGUUGUUACAGUAGCUAUUAAGGAUGCCCCGAUCAAGUUUUUAUGUCCCCGAACCAAGUCAUUUGAGUAUCUGCCGAUGCCGAGUCCUGAUCCGAUACUUCUAUUUUCCUAGAUAAUACAGCUGCACGGUGCACGCUUCAGGUACAUUGAAGUUAUUCAAAUCAAAUGUAUAUGUUUGACAACUGGGGACAAGUGUCAUGAAAGGUGCCCAGAAAUAAAAUGUAAUAUUAUUAUUACUAACUGAAUAUAUCUGCAAUGCAUUAAAGGAUAACUUCGGUAUUUUUCAACCUGGGCUCUAUUUCCCCAUGUGUAUGUGUGCGUAUGAUUCAUAGGUACAACUUGUUUUAAAACUGGUUCAGUAUUGAGGGAGGCGGAUGCAACCAGGAGCUGCGAAACGAGCUAAAACGGUAACGGGGGCAAAUGUGUCCCGUAUAAGUUUGCGCAUUAAAAGUGCUUUUUCGCCACUGACCAGUUCAGAUCGCCAGUGCUAUCUCUGUAAAUAGCAUACUAAGCGUUUUGAACAUUGUUUAUAUAACAUUACCUCCACUGUGUCUGUAGCUCUCUCUACUCGUGGGACAGCCGUUUUCUUGAGGAAGAGGUGUUUCGGGAUUGGAUGUCUUCUCUUCUUCGGCUGGCAGUAGUCAUCUUGGGAGAAGUGAGCACUGCAGACCUGAUGGUCUGCAAGGCGCAGUGUCUGGACAGGAGUGUUAGCAUCCAUUUGUAGCACAACUAGCCACAACUUCAGCAUCUUGCCGUCCGACAAAGGCAGCCUAUGAAAGCUGUACGGGGUGUUGCGCGACAUCCUGUUCUUGCAAUUCGGAUAAGCACAAACACGAACCAUUGUUUUCAAUCGAUGCAGUAAAACUCUCAACUCUACUCCGG
Molecule: messenger RNA, 2587 nt
Organism: Epinephelus moara (kelp grouper)
Lineage: Eukaryota; Metazoa; Chordata; Actinopteri; Perciformes; Serranidae
Gene: cacng3a
Product: calcium channel, voltage-dependent, gamma subunit 3a
Exons: 4
Coding region: 374-1375 (333 amino acids)
Biological process (GO): neurotransmitter receptor internalization; postsynaptic neurotransmitter receptor diffusion trapping; transmission of nerve impulse
Cellular component (GO): AMPA glutamate receptor complex; postsynaptic density membrane
Molecular function (GO): voltage-gated calcium channel activity; channel regulator activity
Source: RefSeq, a predicted model, not a curated record